UGCGGAAAAGCAUGAAAGCGGACACGCGUAGAUGCUUGGCUUUGACGUAGGCUAGAAUCACAGUUGUGACCAGACACUAAGCGUUUCUUCUAACUUACCUGCAUUUACCUGGUCCGCUCACAUCCACCUGUUGUCCCAUCGGCGGCAAGUAGGCACACAAAGACGGUGGGACUGUGAGUGAGGAAUGAGAUGAGGUUUUACCCCUAUAAGUUAGCAUGUCUCUUGGCGUUCGGGUGUUUUGUGUCGGUUACUUGGAUUAAAUCGAUUCCCAGUGAUGAAGGUUCAACAGUGAUGCCUGACCUGCAGAUCCUGUACAAGCGUCUGCUGGUGGCCGAGGAGCUGGGGGGGCAGGUCAGUCAGGAUCUCAGCAGCAUCCUGGAACAGCUAAGGAACCUUUCCAAAACUGGCAACGACACCUAUCUUUACUCUGUCCACAACAGGACAGGCUUUAAAGAAACAGAAAAGCAACCUACAGGCUUGCAAACAUUCAUUCAGCCCAAUAUUUACAUUUUCAUGCCCCACCUCAGACUCCAUCCGGGCAGCCUUGUACCUAAUGUAGUGCUGGGACAGGGACGUCGUGGAGUGUCCGUGGUGCUUGGCAUUCCCACUGUGAAGCGUGACAAGCAAAGUUACCUGGUCAACACGCUUAGCUCUCUGCUAUUUAGCCUGACUUCAUCACAGUGCCAGGAUCUCCUCAUCAUCGUCUUUGUUGCUGAGACAAACUUAGACUAUGUGAACAGUGUAGCAGAGACCAUCAUGAAGAAUUUUCCCAAGGAGGUGCAGUCUGGAUUGCUGGAGGUCAUCUCUCCUUCACAGUAUUACUACCCUGACUUCGCCAGCCUUAAGGAGACUUUUGGAGACUCCAAAGAAAGAGUCAAAUGGCGAACAAAACAGAAUCUGGACUUCAGCUUCCUCAUGCUCUACGCUCAAGACAAAGGAACGUUUUAUGUUCAGUUAGAGGAUGAUGUUGUUGCUAAGUCGGGCUACUAUGACGAGAUGAAGGCCUACGCCACAAACGAAGCUUCAAAGCCAUGGCUCUACCUUGAGUUCUCCCAGCUUGGAUUUAUAGGCAAGUUGUUUCGCACCCGGGACCUCCCAAUGAUCGCCGAGUUCUUCCUCAUGUUUCACAGAGACAAACCUAUUGACUGGCUGCUGGAUCACAUUCUGUGGGUGAAGGUUUGCAACCCCGAGAAAGAUGAUAAACACUGCACAGAGCAGAAGGCACUACUCAAGCAGAGGUACAAGCCUUCCCUCUUUCAGCAUGUUGGUCUCCACUCUUCUCUGCCCGGGAAACUGCAGCAUCUGAAGGACAAAGACUUUGGGAAGCAGACGCUGUACAAGGCUCACAAUAACCCACCUGCAGAGGUGAGCAGCACUUUGAAACACUACCAGACGCACAGUUUGAAAAGUGCUUACGAAGGACGAGAUUUCUUCUGGGCAAUAACUCCCCUCCAGGGUGACUACAUCCUCUUCAACUUCUCCCAGCCAGUCUACACUUCUGGGUACCUGUUUCGCAGUGGAAAUAUCGAGACCAAUGGAGAUAAAUUCUUCAAUACAACAGUGGAAGUACUGCCUAGCAGUGUGCUGGCAAGACACAAAGUGGCCAUUCCUCAUUACAGGGAGUCGGGCAAUGGCUUCAUCAUUGUUGGUGAAUUUGUGAAUGGAUUAGCUGAAGGAAAGAUUGAAGCAGCACUGCAGCCGGUCUCUGCACUGCGCCUGGUGGUCCACUCCGACUCCGAUGUCUGGGCUCUGCUGAGUGAGAUACUCAUUAAAGUUUGAAGACCACAGACAAGAAGGAAACUCUCACUCAGGCUGAUUAGUGCGCCACCUGCUGCACAAAGACUUUGUCUACAUGGACGUCCAAUAAAAGGCUUACAUGUGCCUAAACUGCCUGUUAU
Molecule: messenger RNA, 1898 nt
Organism: Maylandia zebra (zebra mbuna)
Lineage: Eukaryota; Metazoa; Chordata; Actinopteri; Cichliformes; Cichlidae
Product: Alpha-1,3-mannosyl-glycoprotein 4-beta-N-acetylglucosaminyltransferase B-like
Biological process (GO): protein N-linked glycosylation
Cellular component (GO): endoplasmic reticulum; endoplasmic reticulum-Golgi intermediate compartment; Golgi stack
Molecular function (GO): acetylglucosaminyltransferase activity; 2-oxoglutarate-dependent dioxygenase activity; methyltransferase activity
Source: RefSeq, a predicted model, not a curated record